Messenger RNA from Symbiodinium sp. CCMP2592, 258 nucleotides. NCBI's taxonomy places the organism in Eukaryota, Dinophyceae, Suessiales, Symbiodiniaceae. The record is from the annotation of a GenBank genome assembly.
AUGGAUGUAAACGAGCUUGGCCGGCAAACAAACGACAAGGGUGAGUCCUUGAAGGAGUUGCGCAAGAAGUUUGGCCAGGCGACCCUGUCGCUGGGUGACGUCACCACCGUACUCAUUGGACAGGAGGAUGGGACAUCGGCUGCGCGGUCGCCCAAAGACAAAGAGGUUGAGGACGACGACGACGAGUCCGAGGAAGAGAGUGAGCCUUCCGAGGAGGCAACGGGGCAUAGAAAUUGCGGAGGUCAGAGAGUUGCAUAA